CCACGUCUACAAUAUCGCGAAACACUCCCGCCUCUCCGGCCACCAUGAAGUUCCAAAUGGACGACGUCACCGUGUACUUCCCGUACGACCACAUCUACCCGGAGCAAUACGCCUACAUGCUGGAACUCAAACGCGCCCUGGACGCCCGAGGCCACUGCCUCCUCGAAAUGCCCACCGGCACCGGAAAAACCAUCGCCCUCCUCUCCCUCAUCACCAGCUACACUCUCUCCAAGCCCUACAACCCCGUCAAGCUCAUCUACUGCACCCGCACCGUCCACGAGAUGGAGAAGACGCUCGCCGAGCUCAAGCUCCUCCAUAAAUACCAGGUCCAGCAUCUCGGAAAACAGGCGGAGAUCCUCGCCAUCGGGCUCUCUAGUCGCAAGAACCUCUGCGUUAACCCUGAUGUGCUUGCCGCUGAGAAUCGCGACUCCGUGGACGCCGCUUGCCGCAAAUUGACCGCCAGCUGGGUCCGCGCCGCCGCGAUCGGGAACCCUAAUGUGCCGAGCUGUGAGUUUUUUGAGCAGUUUGAGAGGGCCCGGGAAGGUACCGUCUUGCCUCCUGGGGUUUACACCUUGCAGGAUUUGAGGGCGUUUGGGAAGGCCCAAGGGUGGUGCCCUUACUUUUUGGCGAGGAGAAUGGUCGAGGCGGCCAAUGUGGUGGUUUAUAGUUAUCAGUAUUUGCUUGAUCCCAAAGUGGCUGGGAUUAUAUCCAAGGAGUUGCAGAAGGAGUCUGUUGUGGUGUUCGAUGAGGCUCACAAUAUUGACAAUGUGUGUAUCGAAGCGCUUAGUGUUAGUGUGAGGAGGCAGACGCUUGAGGGGGCUAGAAGGAAUCUCAGUAAGAUGCAGCAGGAAAUUGAAAGGUUCAAGGCCACAGACGCAGGAAGAUUGCGACAAGAAUACAACCGGCUUGUUGAGGGUUUGGCACAAGGAGGAAACCUACCCCUCACGGAUGCUUGGCUUCAGAACCCUGCCCUACCUGACGAUAUUCUGAAGGAGGCUGUGCCCGGAAAUAUUCGCAAAGCGGACCAUUUUCUGCAUGUCUUACGAAGAUUGGUCCAGUAUCUCGAAGGGCGUCUUGAAACCGAGAACGUUGAGAAGGAGCUUCCUGUUGGCUUUGUUAACUCUAUUAAUACCCAAGCUGGAAUUGACCAGAAAACUCUCAAGUUCUGCUAUGAUCGUCUACAGUCACUCAUGAUGACAUUAGAAAUUACCGACACAGACGAGUUCUUACACAUCCAAACUAUAUGCGACUUUGCGACGCUUGUGGGAACAUAUGCCCGUGGUUUCUCUAUCAUAAUUGAGCCAUUUGACGAGAGAAUGCCACACAUUCCUGAUCCUGUUUUGCAGCUUAGUUGUCAUGAUGCUUCUCUUGCUAUAAAGCCUGUAUUUGAUCGAUUUCAAUCGGUUGUGAUUACAUCUGGAACCUUGAGCCCGAUUGAUCUCUACCCCCGUCUUCUCAAUUUUAACCCUGUUGUGAGUCGAAGCUUUACAAUGUCACUAACGAGAGAAUGCAUAUGCCCAAUGGUUCUCACCCGGGGAAGUGAUCAGCUUCCUGUAAGUACAAAAUUUGAUAUGAGAAGUGAUCUCGGAGUGGUAAGGAAUUAUGGGAGGCUGCUGCUGGAGAUGGUUUCUGUUGUUCCAGAUGGGGUCGUAUGUUUUUUCGUCAGCUACUCAUAUAUGGACGGUAUAGUGAACAGUUGGAAUGAAAGCGGAAUAUUAAAGGAAAUAAUGCAGCAUAAGCUCGUGUUCAUUGAGACCCAAGAUGUGGUAGAGACAACUUUGGCUUUGGACAACUACCGCAAAGCUUGCGAUUGUGGGAGAGGUGCUGUCUUCUUUUCUGUAGCCAGGGGAAAAGUAGCUGAAGGAAUAGACUUCGAUCGUCAUUAUGGACGAUUGGUCAUCAUGUACGGUGUUCCAUUUCAGUACACGUUAAGCAAGAUUUUGCUUGCACGGCUUGAGUACUUGAGGGAGACCUUUCAGAUAAAGGAAGGAGAUUUCUUGACCUUUGACGCUUUGAGACAAGCUGCCCAAUGUGUCGGCCGGGUUAUCCGGUCAAAAGCGGACUACGGCAUGAUGAUUUUCGCGGAUAAAAGGUAUAGCCGUCAUGACAAGCGGUCUAAGCUGCCAGGAUGGAUCCUCUCCCAUCUGAGGGAUGCUCACCUCAACUUGAGCACUGAUAUGGCUCUCCAUAUAGCACGAGAGUUCCUCAGAAAGAUGGCCCAGCCAUAUGACAGGACUGGUGGCAGCAGCGGCAGGAAGACACUCCUAUCCCAGGACGACUUGGAGAGGAUGGGCCAAGGAAUCACUUAUGAAAUGUUGUUUUAGUUGUACAAAUUCCUAGGUGUGUAUAUUUUUGCUUCUUCUAAUCACCUAUAGUUAUUGCAUAGUUGUACUCAUCAGUUUUGACUAACAUUUUGUUUAGAACGAGUUUAUUGAAGUUCUAUCUAAUGAUCUGCAUUUUGUUUCCGA
Molecule: messenger RNA, 2468 nt
Organism: Rosa rugosa (rugosa rose)
Lineage: Eukaryota; Viridiplantae; Streptophyta; Magnoliopsida; Rosales; Rosaceae
Product: general transcription and DNA repair factor IIH helicase subunit XPD
Exons: 12
Coding region: 45-2324 (759 amino acids)
Biological process (GO): transcription by RNA polymerase II; positive regulation of mitotic recombination; nucleotide-excision repair
Cellular component (GO): nucleus
Molecular function (GO): damaged DNA binding; hydrolase activity, acting on acid anhydrides, in phosphorus-containing anhydrides; ATP binding
Source: RefSeq, a predicted model, not a curated record